AUGCUUAUUGUACUCUACAACAUUGGUAUGUAUGGUUCGUGUUUAAAUAUGAUCACAUUUCUUCAAAAGAAACUUCGAAUCAAUCCAUGCGGUGUUUAUCUACUGUCCACAUCGGUUAUUGACUUCAGUAUAAUGAAUGUAAUACUUCUUAUGGAUAUUAUCGUCGAAUUCAAUCCAUCUCUUUCGACGAUUAUUGAAGGAACGAGAAUCUGGUGUAAAUUGGGAUCUUACCUUAACUUUAUUCUUCCCUGUUUGUCAUCAACAUAUCUCACACUUGCAUCAAUUGACCGAUUUUGCAUCAGUUCAGCAAGCCCGACACUUCGACAGUGGAGUUCGCUAAAAAUCAGUCGGAUCGUUGUCGUUAGCGCCUUUGCCAUUUGGGCUCUAAUCGGAUUGCAUAUACCAGUUAUUUAUGAUAUCAUUUACAAACCAAUGUUUAGGAUCUACACAUGCAACGUAGCUAGGGGCUCGCGUACCGCCGUCUUAUUGAUUGAUGGAUUUUUAUUUUCAUUAUUUAACGGAUUGAUCAUUCCGUUUAUUUCAUGCAUAUUCGGUCUAUUGAUCUAUUUUAAUAUGAAGAAAAGUCGGGCUCGAAUUCUACCUCAACAAAAUACGGAAACAACGGGCAUUAUAACAGUGCCUGCUCACAGGAAAAGGAUUGCUCUUAAUCGGCGAAGUUCCCAUAUGCUAUUUAUGUUAUUGGUACAAGUGCUUGCGACAUUCUUUUUGAAUAUACCAUUCAUAGUCAUCUAUCUUCUAAGAUAUGUUGAUAGAGGGCAAAAAACCGUAUACGAAACGACGAUUUUCUUGAUAUUCCGCUAUAUUGGCCAAUGGUUAUAUUAUCUGAACUAUUGCAAAACAUUUUACAUCAAUACGUUGACAAGUCGUCUAUUUCGACGAACUCUUUGUGGACAGUUUUGUUCGCAUUUAAAUAGAUAG
Messenger RNA from Adineta ricciae, 939 nucleotides. The record is from the annotation of a GenBank genome assembly. NCBI's taxonomy places the organism in Eukaryota, Metazoa, Rotifera, Eurotatoria, Adinetida, Adinetidae.